AAGUGAUCCUUUCACCUUUGUUUUAUGAGUAGCUUUGACUACAGUCAUGCACUACCAUGUCUGGUUAAUUGUUUGCUUGUUUGUAGUGUUGGGAUCUCACUAUGUUGUCCAGGCUGGUCUCAAACUUUCGGCCCUAAUGGAUUCUCUUACCUAGGUCUCCCAAAGUGUUAGGAUUAUAGGCAAGAUCCACUGCACCCACACCCAGUCAGUACUUUUAAAUUUAGUAAAACUUGGUAUGUGUCCUAACAGAAUAUACCAGAUGCAAAUAAGAAUAUUGUGUAUUAUCUUAGUUUUGACUGGAGAGUUUUGCAUGUGUCUGUGAAGCCUAGUUGGUCUAUAGUAUUAUUUGCAUGUCCGUGUUCUCCAGACCUCAUGCUGCAAAAUGAAUCCUCAAUGCUGGAUGUGGGAUCUGGUGGGACAUAUUUGUGUCAUGGAGGCAAAUUGCUCAUGAAUGGCAUGGUACAUUCUCUUUGUAACCAAAACUUUACACUCUUAUUAAUUCAAUGACAGCUGGUUCAUUAAAAGAACCUGACUCCUUCACCUCACACUUUCUCUGUCUCUUACCAUAUAGUAUGUCCAGUUACUCUUUACCUUCCACCAUGAUUGUAAGUUUCCUGAGACCCUCACCAGAAGCAGAUGCUGGCACACACUUCUUAUAGUCUGCCAAACCUUAUGUGUUCUCAUUUUGCCCAAGACCUUCAGCCAGAGCAGAGCAUAACAGAUUCUUUCCAAAAAGUGAUACUUAGAAAAUUUGAAAAAUGUGGACGUGGCAAUUUACAGUUUAAAAAAGGCUGUGAAAGCGUGGAUGAGUGUGAGGUACACAAAAGAGGUCAUAAUGGACUUAACCAAUAUUUGACAACUACCCAGAGCAAAAUGUUUCAAUGUGGUAAAUAUGGGAAAGUCUUUCAUCAAUUUUCAAAUUCAAAGAGACAGAAGAGAAGACAUACUGAAAAAAAAACUUUGAAAUAUGUAGAAUGUGGCAAAGCUUUUAACCAGUCCUCAACCCUUACUGCACAUAAAAAAAUUGAUACUGGAGAGAAACCCUACAAAUGUGAAGAAUGUGACAAAGCCUUUAAGUACUUCUGUACCCUUACUACACAUACAAAAAUUCAUACUGGAGAGAAACCAUAUAAAUGCGAAGAAUGUGGCAAAGCCUUUAAGUACUCCUAUACCCUUACUACACAUAAGAUAAUCCAUACUGGAGAACAACCCUACAAAUGUAAAGAAUGUGGCAAAGCUUUUAACCAUCCUGCAACUCUUUCUUCACAUAAGAAAAUUCAUACUGGAGAGAAACCAUACAAGUGUGAUACAUGUGGCAAAGCCUUUAUUUCAUCCUCAAUCCUUCGUAAACACGAGAAGAUUCAUACGGGAGAGAAACCCUACAAAUGUGAAGAAUGUGACAAAGCCUUUACCCGGUCCUCACACCUUACUAUGCAUAAGAUAAUUCAUACUGGAGAGAAGCCAUACAAAUGUGAAGAAUGUGGCAAAGCUUUUACGUGGUCUGCAGGCCUCCAUAAACAUAGGAGAACUCAUACUGGAGAGAAACCGUACAAAUGUGAAGAAUGUGGCAAAGCCUAUACUACAUCCUCAAAUCUAACGGAACAUAAGGCAGCUCAUACUGGAGAGCAACCUUACAAAUGUAAAGAAUGUGGCAAAGCUUUUAACUGGUCCUCAGACCUUAAUAAACAUAAGAGAAUUCAUAUUGGACAGAAACCAAGAAUGUGACAAAGCUUUAUUUUAUUAUUAUUUAUUUAUUUUUGUUUGAGAGCGAGUUUCACUCUUGUUGCCCAGGCUGGAGUGCAGUGGUGCAACUUUGGCUCACCACAGCCUCCGCCUCCUGGAUUCAAGCGACUCUCCUGCCUCAGCCUUCCUGAGUAGCUAGGAUUAUAGGCAUGUGCCACCACACCUGGCUAAUUUUGUAUUUUUAGUAGAGACGGGGUUUCUCCAUGUUGUUCAGGCUGGUCUCAGACUCCUAACCUCAGGUGGUCUGCCUGCUUUGGCCUCCCAAAGUGUUGGGAUUACAGGCAUGAGCCACUGUGCCUGGCCGACGAAACUCUUUAAGGAAGUUCUUAACCCUUAUUACGCAUAAUUCAUACUGGACAGAAACCCUACAAA
Chlorocebus sabaeus (green monkey) is the source of this 2115-nucleotide messenger RNA. RefSeq lists its product as uncharacterized. Gene Ontology annotation, biological process: regulation of transcription by RNA polymerase II. Gene Ontology annotation, molecular function: DNA-binding transcription factor activity, RNA polymerase II-specific; RNA polymerase II cis-regulatory region sequence-specific DNA binding. The record is from RefSeq and is a predicted model, not a curated record. NCBI's taxonomy places the organism in Eukaryota, Metazoa, Chordata, Mammalia, Primates, Cercopithecidae. Gene Ontology annotation, cellular component: nucleus.